GUGUUCUUGCUCACCGGCGUGGCCGGAAGCGGCAAGUCGACCAUCGCACAGACUGUGGCGGCAUGGUGCUCGGAGCGCGGGUACCUCGGCGCGAGCUUCUUCUGUUCUAGGGACAACCGAGAAUGCAGUGAUAUCCAGAUGAUAUUCCCCACGAUCGCCUACCAGCUUGGUCUGUUUAUUCCUGAAUUCCGGGAGAAGACCGCGGAGGUCAUGAGACGGGAGCCUCAUAUCCAGACGACUCUUGUGUCCCAUCAGCUCAAGUGUCUGAUUGUCGACCCUCUGCGAGAGUUGCCAGCAUUCCCACCCUGCGCGGUCGUCAUUGAUGCAUUGGACGAGUGCAAAGACGACCAGGCGACGUCUCUCAUUGUCCGCGCUCUGUCAGAGCAUGUCUCCGACCUCACUCCCUUGAAGAUUUUUCUGACGAGCCGCCCUGUCCCGAACAUUACCCAUGGCUUCCGCUCAACCGGCCUACUCAACGCGACACAGCACAUCAUCCUCCAUGAGGUGCCACCAGAUACCACCGAGCGCGACAUUGGCAUCUUCCUGCAAAAGAAGAUGGCUGAUGUCCGGGAGAGAUAUUCCUUGGACAGGUCGUGGCCUUCGGCAGAACAGGCGGCGCGACUAGUCGAGCUCUCGAGCAGGUUGUUCAUAUAUGCCGCUACCGUCAUACGCUUCAUCGAGGAUGCCAAUGCCAGUGACCCAGAUGGUCGCCUUCGAUCACUCCUUGAAGGCAAAGGAAUGUCAUCGGUGAGCGAGGCAGUCUCCUUCUACCAGCUAGACAAGCUGUAUCUCCAAGUUCUGAAGAGUGCGCAUCCGGACAUUACCCGAGAGCUUAAGCUGCGGUUGAAGGUUGUCCUGGGCGCACUCGUCCUCAUCCGUGAUCGAUUGUCGCCGAAUGCCAUUGACAGACUCAUGCUCCUCAAGCGUGGAAUGACUCGGACUACGCUGACUCACCUGCAGUCGGUCGUCGUAGUUCCCGAAGAUGAUAAUGCUGUCAUCAGCCUCAUCCACCCUUCAUUCCAUGACUUCCUCACUGACGGAGACCGAUGCCACGACUCCGAUUUGUUGAUCAACCCGGCGAUCCAGCAUAGACUCAUUGCCCAGCGGUGCCUCGAGAUCAUGAUCGGCGAGUUGCAGAUGGAUAUCUGCAACAUU
This is a messenger RNA of Phanerochaete carnosa HHB-10118-sp, 1155 nucleotides long. RefSeq lists its product as uncharacterized. NCBI's taxonomy places the organism in Eukaryota, Fungi, Basidiomycota, Agaricomycetes, Polyporales, Phanerochaetaceae. The transcript has a single exon. The annotation marks the transcript as partial. The record is from RefSeq and is a predicted model, not a curated record.